CCUUCUCCAAGAUGGCGGCGGUCGGCGGCGCUGAGGCGGGAUCCGAGCGAGCCGAGUGAAGACCUGGUCCUGUAGACGGGAAGGAGCCUGGACACAGUGACACAACACAUUCUCAAAGGCCCUGCAGGACCACCAUGGCUUAUGAUGACUCCAUGAAGAAAGAAGAUUGCUUUGAUGGUGAUCACAGCUUUGAGGACAUAGGACUUGCAGCCGGCAGAAGCCAACGAGAAAAGAAGCGGUCUUACAAAGACUUCUUAAGGGAAGAGGAAGAAGUUGCUGCGCAGGUCAGGAGUUCCUCCAAGAAGAAGUCAAAGGACAGUGAAUUGUUCUUCUUGGGGACGGACACACACAAGAAGAAGAGGAAGCACUCCCCCGAUGAUUAUUACUAUGGAGACAUUUCGUCUUUGGAGUCAUCACAGAAGAAAAAGAAGAAAUCCAGCCCGCAAUCUGCCGACACAGCAAUGGACCUGUUAAAAGCUAUCACUUCCCCACUGGCAGCAGGUGCCAAGUCCUCCAAGAAGGCAGGGGAGAAGUCCUCCAGUUCUUCAAGCCAUUUGGAGAGCAGAAAGGACCACCACAAGAAGAAAGGCAACGGAAGCAGCGGAGAGCUCUCCUUGGAGGACAGCAGUGCCCACAAACCCAAAAAAAUGAAGCCACUCUUUGUGAACACGGAGACACUGACUCUUCGUGAGCCUGAUGGCUUAAAGAUGAAACUUAUUCUUUCACCAAAGGAGAAGGGAAGCAGCUCAGUGGAUGAGGAGGCUUUUCAGUACCCUGCCCAACAAGCUUCUCUGAAAAAGUCCUCCAAGAAAUUGGCUCGGGAUGAGCAAGGUGCUUUACUCCUAGGACAUGAGCUACAGAGCCUCCUGAAAACGGCCAGGAAGAAGCACAAGUCAUCCUCAGACUCACAUUCAUCUCCUGGCCCAGAAGGCUGUGGGUCUGAUGCCUCCCAGCUUCCAGAACCCCAUAGUGCUAAUCUCGAUAUUACAGGGCUUGACCCCAUUCUAGUAGAAUCAGAGUCAUCCUCUGGUGGAGAACUGGAAGCUGGUGAGCUGGUGAUAGAUGAUUCUUAUCGGGAAAUCAAGAAGAAGAAGAAGUCAAAGAAGAGCAAGAAGAAGAAGGACAAGGACAGACACAAGGAGAAGCGGCACUCUCGGACCAAGAGAAGCUCGGGGCUGGCCGCAAGCGCUGCCCGAGAGCAUGGUACUGCUCGGGAGCAUUUGGUGACACCCAGCCCUGCCCCCGGUAUCCCCACCCUGCCACUUCCUACUCUCCAUACAGAUGGACAUGGAGAGAAAAAAAAGAAAAAAGAAGAGAAAGACAGAGAGAGAGAGAGGGGAGAAAAGCCAAAAAAGAAGAACAUGUCUGCCUACCAGGUGUUCUGUAAAGAGUAUCGAGUAACCAUUGUGGCUGACCAUCCAGGUAUAGAUUUUGGGGAACUUAGUAAAAAAUUGGCUGAAGUAUGGAAGCAAUUGCCAGAAAAAGACAAACUGAUCUGGAAGCAAAAGGCUCAGUAUCUGCAGCACAAACAGAACAAAGCUGAAGCCACGACUGUGAAAAGAAAAGCAUCCAGUGCCGAAGGUUCCGGGAAAGUCAGAGCUUCUUCUGUGGGAAUACUGUCACCCCAAAAGAAGUCCCCACCAACCACAAUGCUUUUGCCAGCCUCACCAGCCAAAGCUCCUGAGACAGAGCCCAUUGAUGUCGCUGCUCAUCUCCAGUUGUUAGGAGAGUCUCUCAGCCUCAUUGGACACCGCCUGCAGGAGACAGAGGGCAUGGUAGCAGUGUCCGGCAGCUUGUCCGUGCUCCUGGAUUCAAUUAUCUGUGCUCUUGGCCCUUUGGCAUGCCUGACCACACAACUACCUGAAUUGAACGGCUGUCCCAAACAGGUCUUGUCAGACACGCUGGACAACAUUGCAUACAUCAUGCCUGGACUGUGACCUCCGAGAAGCCUGGGGGAACCUGUCUACCCUUCACUAGUUCAUGUAUAUAUGACUGUUCCAGAUCCUCCACUGAUCUCUGGGUGUAGGUUUUAAAUUUUUAUAUCUAUAUAUACAUAUAUAUAAUGUACAGUAUAUACAUAGGAUUAUAACUACUUCGCUUUUAAUAAUUUUAUGAAAUGGCAAGGGUUUAGAUAAAAAGGAAACUUUGGCAUGAAUGUGGGCUUGGAAUUAUUUUUUGUGUAAAAAAAAUCUGCCUUAAAAAUCAGUGUGAUUUGGGGACUAGGGGCUUAUUCUGGGUACCAUGUGUAUCUCCUUAUAGACAGCUAAAAUGUGAUUUUUUUUUUUUCUAAGCUUGGUUGUACCUCCAGACCCAUCACUGACCAUUUGCCUUACCUGUCUUAUAAUUGGAAAUAUAGUAAAGAUUAUGGGAGGAGGCCAGAUGACUACAAACUAUUUGACUCAAAGAGAGCUGGGGGGAGGUGGGAUGGCUUCAGUGGACUGAUAGGGGACUCAUUCCAAUUCCUACUAAAGAGGAUCUGUGUCUCCACUUUUGUUGUAACCGUUGGUACCACAGUCAUUGACACUACUGAUAGCCUCAGUUAUGUGAUUCUUGGCAGCAGAGAAAUACCUUGGAGAGGCCAGAACUGUUGGUGCCGCCUGUUGAACCUGCACUGGCUGGCCAAGAAGGCUGGGUCUGUAAAAACCAAAGCUGUGUCUUCUGUUGGCAGCAUUGGUUGACCACCAAAUCCUGAGAGAUUCUGCAGCUUCUUGGUUCUGCUCUGGUUCCCCUGGUGGGCAGAUUGUGCUCCGCAUUCCACACACAAUCACAAAGGAGUCCUCCGUUCUCAGUGGGGUUAUCUCUAUGUGCGUGUGAGCGUAUAUUUUAAUUAUGUGUAUUUAACUCUUUAGAAUUUUUAGAUUUUAAUUUAUCCUGUAAAUUUCUGUAUAUAUAAUUUAAUAACAAGCCUCCACCAGCAGUGGCAUGUGGAGCUACAGACUUGUCAUGUCUUCAUGUCUGUCUAAAAGCUCCAAGUCAUCCAUAUGUUAGGGUGUUAUGAUUCAGAAAGGAGCUUCAUGGCCUUCAAUAAUGUUAGGAAAGUGAAAUAGAAAGGAAUGUCACAAUCCCAACUGCCCUUAUUCCCAAAGAACCAGACCUGCUUCCCUGUUAGAAGACAGUC
Molecule: messenger RNA, 3118 nt
Organism: Peromyscus eremicus (cactus mouse)
Lineage: Eukaryota; Metazoa; Chordata; Mammalia; Rodentia; Cricetidae
Gene: Hmgxb4
Product: HMG-box containing 4
Exons: 11
Coding region: 135-1937 (600 amino acids)
Source: RefSeq, a predicted model, not a curated record